AUGACCACCUUCGACUUCGUGCCGACCAACCAGAGCGCGUAUUUGCCAUCGUCGUAUCCGAUGCCGGGCCAGUUCGAAGCAAGCCUCCAGUCAUCCGAGUUCCUGCGAAGCAUAUUCAACAACCCCAACACGCCAGCAAACGGCCAUCGCAACAGCGAGCCCGCGACGCACCUGCAGCAUCUCAACAUGUCCCACCAACAACAGCAGCCCGACACGCUCCUCCUCCCCGCGCACCACAUCGUCUCGCCCGCAUCCUCGAUCGGCUCCGGCUCUGGCUCUUCUGGCCCUUCCUCUCCCUCGAGCGGGCCGUAUACCCCAACCUCCGCCCUGCUCUCCUCGUCGUCCUCGUCGUCCUGGCAUCACGGACACCACAUGGACGCUGCGUGCGAUCCGACGAGCCUCGAGGCACAAGCACAGGCCGAGAUGGACCUGCAGAUGGAGAUGCAGGUGCAGCAGGAGUUCGCCGCCUUCUCGUGGGGCGGCGGGCCCAACGCGCUGUGGGGCACUGGCGAACCUGCCGUUCUGAUGGGCGACGACUUCGACAUCAACGCGAUCCCGCCCAUCGAGCUCCCGUUGACCAAGUACACCGAGAACCUCGCGUUGGGGGCCGGCCCAGAUGGCUCAGGCCUCGAGUUUGGGCAGGACUUCGCGUGUGCGCUUGACGCCGGGUCGCAGUACCACCACCACUACAACGACGGGAGCCAGGGCACGGGUGGGCUCCUCUUCGACGACAUGAUGGCCGGCCACGGGUUCUAA
This is a messenger RNA of Cyclocybe aegerita, 756 nucleotides long. The record is from the annotation of a GenBank genome assembly. Lineage: Eukaryota; Fungi; Basidiomycota; Agaricomycetes; Agaricales; Hemipholiotaceae.